Messenger RNA from Puccinia triticina, 399 nucleotides. RefSeq lists its product as uncharacterized. The coding region runs from base 1 to 399 and encodes 132 amino acids. NCBI's taxonomy places the organism in Eukaryota, Fungi, Basidiomycota, Pucciniomycetes, Pucciniales, Pucciniaceae. The transcript has 2 exons. The record is from RefSeq and is a predicted model, not a curated record.
AUGCACGACCAGCAGAUCAUCACCGGAUCUGUCAGUACCCAUCAUAUCCCCUCCCUGGGAUACCCACUCCGGCCAGCUCAUCCGCACCUUCGACGGCCAUCUCCGCGGGCUUGCCUGCCUCAAACUAGUCGAGCAUCACCGCCAAAUCAUCACCGGAUCCAACAACAAGACCAUCAAGAUCUAGAACCUGCUCACCGGUCAGUGUAUGAGCACCCUCCUCGGGCACUCCGGGGUCGUCCGCCCCCUCGACUUCUCCUUCCGCCACAACCGGCUCGUCUCAGGCUCGCCUGGGAUUUUGUAGACCUGUCCAAGUUCAAUCAUGCAAUGGGCUGGUAUCUUAACCCACCGCCUUCCCGGCCAAAGUGCUCACCUCCACAAGUGGAGUGGUGUAUUGAUUGA